Molecule: messenger RNA, 3482 nt
Organism: Sebastes umbrosus (honeycomb rockfish)
Lineage: Eukaryota; Metazoa; Chordata; Actinopteri; Perciformes; Sebastidae
Gene: adgrf3a
Product: adhesion G protein-coupled receptor F3a
Exons: 18
Coding region: 263-3328 (1021 amino acids)
Biological process (GO): G protein-coupled receptor signaling pathway; cell surface receptor signaling pathway
Cellular component (GO): membrane
Molecular function (GO): G protein-coupled receptor activity
Source: RefSeq, a predicted model, not a curated record
CAAAACCAAAAAUGUCAACGUCAUGGUGGCACCAGAGAUGUUUUGAAAGUCAAAUUAGAUGCACAUAACGGCCUCUUUUAUUUUGCAUAUGUACCUGCAAUAAACACUGACAAGUGUGAUGAUGAUGUACUGUAGUCAGCUGGAAACUUCCUUGUAAGCAGCUCCAUCAGUGUGCUGCUGUCAUUUGUGGACACAGACAGGUUCUUCUAACAUCGUGAGACGCUGCUGUGAUGGUUCACUGAUACAAACCAACGAAAACAGGAUGUGGACCUUUAUAGUUCUUUAUAUCCUGGGACUAAACAUCUGUCAGGCUACUGGACAAGGCAAUUCAACACAAAUGUAUUAUGUCAAACUGACAAUAGAGGAAAGUGUAAUCGCAAACAUAACUAAGAAACUGACGCCUUUUGUGAGUAACACCACCCUGACAGUUGACAACCUUCAAAAGACAACAAAGUGUCAGAGCAUCCCGGACGGCACAGAGUGUCGCUGCCAGCCCGGCUUCAUCUGGAGCGAUAAAGUUUGUCAGAAAUCUAGUCAGAAAUGUUGUGGCGACGGGACAUGCGUCUUCGCCGGCAACUCGGCUCACAUGUGUGUUUCAAGCAAAACAGUUACUAUCAGUGGAGUCAUUAUUAUGAAAGGACCGGAGCAUCUCAAUUGUCUGGAAAAAAAAACCACUAAGCAAUUUAAGGACUGUAAUAACAAUUUGUUACAAGAGAUGAAAAAAGUGUACAGCACUUUGACAGGAUUUGACAUCUUAACAAUAACCAAAUACAGGCUUGGAAGCGUCAUCGCAUAUUUUGAAAUAACCAUUGCUGACAACAUCAGACACCAAGACUUGUUUGAAAGAACGAAAUGCCUGAGCAGAACUCUGUCGGGAUCACUUGACCUGGAGAGCUCAGGUGUUGUCCGUAUUAAAAUGCCGCCUAGAAGCCCCGUGUGUCACUACGACCAGCCCAUCAUCAGCUGCAUAUUACAGCAGGACCUGGGAACACAACCAGUGUGGCGGCUGAAAAAAGACAACACCAAAUAUGAGAUAUUUAAUGGCACAGAGUCAGAGGUGACAUCAGCAACAUUGGAGACCAACGUCACACUUAAAAACGUAUCAGAACUCUGGGCAGGAGAGUACACAUGUGCUUAUCUUCAAAAGUUCGAGUUAAACACCAUAUCUCACAAAGCCAGCGCUGUAUUGAACGUAUCCGUCCUGCCAAACAUUGACAUCACCACGGAACCAGCAUUUCCACUCUGCGGAAAAAGCACAGAUACACCGAAAGUAAGAGUCAAAUGUGAGAUCGACAGCAGCAAUGAAAAGUAUAAUGUGACAUGGAGUCACAAAAAAAUCUUUGCGGGUCCUUUUGAUGAUCCUGAAGAUGUUUAUGCAGCUAAUGCACUUGUUAACUGUAAUGAUUCCACGGUUACACCGCUACUAACAUGCACUUUUAAGAACAGGUGCAAUGAAGAGAGAACUGCGUCAACGUCUGUCAAUGUCAUCUAUGAAAAUGAGCAGUCCUGUGCAGCUGAAGGUGUUUGGAAAGAGACCAAAGCUGGAUUCACUGCAGUGUUAAAAUGCACGAACGGUGUUGGAAAAAGACGAAGGAAGUGCAAUCGUGGCCCAACAGAGGCGACAUGGGAACAAGAGGUUUCAGCGUGUGUGAACCAGGAAGUGAACCGUGCGCUGCAAAGUGCAAAUAUUGUUGACAUCGGACUUGGCUCACUAAAUGAAAAUGCUAAAGGUGUAUUUUCCCUCCUUGAGAAUGUCACUAAUAACUCACAGACUAUCAACACUUUCUCCAACAUGAACGCAUCUGUUCAAGUACUCCUCAGUUUGAGUCAAAAGCUAAACAGCAUAAAUGACAACCCAACAACGAAUGAUUUUCUGGAGUCAUCCAGCAAUUUGCUGGAAAGUUCUCUUAACGAAUCAUGGACAACAGCUGACGAAGGCAAUAUUUCAUUGGCUGAGCGAUAUCUGGAUGCUGUUGAGAACUUGAUUCAAGUGACAAACGUAACACGUGCCCCUAAAAAGAGAAAUAUAGAGGUAGCCGCAUCCAGUUGCACGCAGAGGUCAUGUGUUAACAAGGUGUUCGAUGCCACCGUCGUUCUUUCUACCGCAAAGCAAACCGGCACUGUAAAAACAGCUGGGUUUAAAGAGCUGGAGAAGUAUUUACCCUGCAAAAAUGACAAGUACAUGCCCAACAGCAUCAUUGUGUCAACAACUACUGAAAAUAAACAACUGGGUUCAGUUGAGGUUGAAAUCAGCUUUGCGUUGCUGAGGCCGAGGCCGAGCAACGUUCGCAUACAGUGUGUCUAUUGGGACAACAACACCAGGGGUUGGUCCCAAGAAGGAUGCAAAUGGAAGGGUGUUUCUAAUGAGGGACGUUGCACUUGCAGCCAUUUGUCCACAUUUGCCAUUCUGAUGUCAAGGUAUCCAGAGGACAUCCCCGGGCUCGAAGAGGUGACCUACGUCGGACUGUCUGUAUCAGUCCUGUCCCUCAUUAUCAGCCUCGUGAUAGAAAUGGCCAUCUGGAGUACUGUAGUGAAGACAAAUACUUCAUAUUUACGCCAUACUGCCCACAUAAACAUUUCUCUAUGUUUGCUGGUUGCAGAUUGUUGUUUUUUAGCAUCUUCUGACCCAAAGUAUAUAUCAGAAAUGUGGUGUAGGAUCCUUGUGGUGUUGAAGCAUUUCUGCUACCUGUCCAUGUUCUUUUGGAUGUUUUCUCUGAGCAGCAUGCUUCUUCAUCAAGCAAUGUUUGUGUUCCACAAUGUGAGCAAGAAAACCUACCUGAAGCUCUCAUUAGUCCUGGGCUAUGUGUUUCCAUUGCUGGUUGUUGUUAGCACGUUCCUUAGCUAUAAGGGCGGUGCUGAAGGCGUGUACUUCUCCCGUGACACCUGCUGGCUGCUUUAUACAGGACUCAUGAAAGGGUCCAUCCACACAUUCGUCAUACCAGUCGGUAUAAUCGUCUUCUUCAACACGUUCGCCAUGCUGAUGGUAAUCAUUAAGCUUUUGGAUAUGAAGACAGAAAAAUCUAUGGAAAAGGAAAAACAGGCUGCCGUAACUGUCGUGAGGACAGUUAUUCUUCUGACUCCAAUCUUCGGUGUGACUUGGGCUUUUGGGUUUGCGGUGAUGCUUAUUGACCUCACAUCUGGACCCAUAGCCAUCGCAGUCAACUAUGUCUUCACCCUGCUGAACGCAUUCCAGGGUUUGUUCAUUUUGUUAACCACCUGCCUGGGGGACAAACAAACCCGUGAUGCACUGGGGAAUCGUCUAAAGAAAAUCGCUCAGGCAUCGACUACUGACAGCACCGUCAAGUUGGAGUCAACUAGUAAGAUGUGAAAAUCAUGUAAAAUAUGUGCCCUUUCACAUCAAAACAAACUACAUUUUACACAUAAAACCACAGAUGAUUUAUUACCUGUGAUACAAGUUAAAGUCCACUGUACACUGUUGUAAUGUUUUAGUAGAUAUCUGUGUUUCUGACAGCAAAUAUUCC